Molecule: messenger RNA, 2023 nt
Organism: Cucurbita maxima (winter squash)
Lineage: Eukaryota; Viridiplantae; Streptophyta; Magnoliopsida; Cucurbitales; Cucurbitaceae
Product: cationic amino acid transporter 5
Exons: 1
Coding region: 17-1780 (587 amino acids)
Biological process (GO): amino acid transport; transmembrane transport
Cellular component (GO): plasma membrane
Molecular function (GO): L-glutamate transmembrane transporter activity; L-lysine transmembrane transporter activity
Source: RefSeq, a predicted model, not a curated record
UUCCAUAGAAAGCAGAAUGGGUGACCAUAUUGUUCAGCAGCAGAGAAGCUAUUGGUGGAGAUGGAGCAAACAAGAUUUCUUGCCGGAAGAAUCCUUCCAGAGUUUGAGCAAUUACCGGACUGCUCUGUCACAGACAUGGUUUCGAUUCAUGGACCGUCUUCAAAGCAGAUCAUUUGACGAAAAUGAAAUCGGGGAGCUAAGAAAACGAAGUGAGAAUGAAAUGAAACGCUGCUUAACUUGGUGGGAUCUCACCUGGUUUGGAUUUGGGGCUGUAAUUGGCGCAGGGAUCUUCGUUCUUACAGGCCAAGAAGCCAAUAAACAUGCUGGACCAGCCAUUGUUCUGUCCUAUGUAGCUUCCGGUGUUUCUGCAAUGCUCUCUGUUUUUUGCUAUACAGAGUUCGCCGUUGAAAUCCCAGUUGCAGGGGGCUCUUUUGCUUACCUGAGGAUUGAAUUGGGGGACUUUGCUGCUUUCAUCACUGCUGGCAACAUUCUCCUCGAGAGCAUUGUCGGUACCGCCGCUGUCGCCCGAGCUUGGACUUCUUACUUAACCUCGCUGCUGGACAGACCCGACAAUUCGUUGCGUAUCCACACAAAUCUGAAAGAUGGGUUCAAUCUUCUUGACCCAAUUGCUGUUGGGGUCUUGACGAUCGCUGCAACGAUAGCGAUGAUCAGCACGAGGAAAACUUCAUACCUGAAUUGGAUUGCUUCCGCAGUUAAUACAGUGGUGAUUCUGUUUGUUAUAAUUGCUGGUUUCGUACAUGCUGAUAAGUCAAAUUUGACUCCUUUUGUGCCAUUUGGGGUUAAAGGAGUGUUCCAAGCUGCUGCAAUUGUGUACUUUGCAUAUGGAGGUUUUGAUAACAUUGCUACAAUGGCUGAGGAAACUAAAAAUCCAUCAAAAGACAUACCUUUGGGAUUGUUGGGAUCAAUGUCGGUUAUCACUGUGAUAUACUGUCUGAUGGCUCUGUCGCUGAGUAUGAUGCAGAAGUAUACUGAUAUCAACCCAGAUGCAGCCUACUCUGUUGCCUUUGAGAGUGUUGGAAUGAAAUGGGCCAAGUAUUUGGUGGCUCUUGGUGCUCUGAAGGGGAUGACUACUGUUCUUCUGGUUGGGGCGCUCGGGCAAGGUCGGUAUAUAACGCACAUUGCUCGAGCUCACAUGAUUCCUCCUUGGUUUGCUCUUGUUCAUCCAAAGACUGGAACUCCGAUUAAUGCUACACUGUUGAUUACCGUAGCAAGUGGUUCAGUUGCUUUCUUCUCUAGCUUGGAUGUUCUGGCGAGCUUGUUGUCGGUCAGCACGCUGUUCGUCUUUAUGAUGAUGGCCGUGGCGCUUCUGGUCAGGAGAUACUAUGCUAGAGGGGUCACUCCACGGUCACACCAGUUGAAGCUUUUCAUUCUACUGAUAACCAUCAUUGCUUCCUCCAUGGCAACUUCUGCAUACUGGGGGCUUUACCCAAAUGGUUGGGUAGGAUACGUCGUGACCGUUCCCAUAUGGUUUCUAGGGACGUUGGGGAUUUCAUUGCUUCUGCCAAUGCAAAGAAAGCCGAAUGUUUGGGGCGUACCGCUCGUGCCAUGGCUGCCGAGUUUGUCGAUUGCAACCAACGUCUUUCUCAUGGGAUCAUUGGGUCCUGAGGCUUUUGAAAGAUUUGGAAUCUGCACACUCGUGAUGCUUAUCUAUUAUGUUUUCUUUGGUCUUCAUGCAACCUAUGAUAUGGCUCAUCAAGACGACAAAUUAAUGACCCAAAAGCAGAUCAAUGAAGAAACCACGCCCAGUGCAGGACCUUAGAUUUUGAUCUUGGAGGAAAAUGCAUUUCAGCUCCAAGGCAAUCAAAUUAUCAUUCCUGAACCUGAUAUUUGCAGUCAGAGAAUUGUUCACGAAACAAAGCUCUAGUAACGAAAUUCUGGCAGUUGGUUCUCUCCAACAUACAAGUAUACUGUUCUAUUAAUGCCUUUUGUUUCCAGAUUACGCAUGGCGCGCUGCUCUGUUUCUGGCUUUUUGCAUAAUAUAGUAUGUAUUACUUUGCUUCAA